AUGGCGGAGCGGUGCAAGUACGAGGUGCUGGGGCUACCGCCCCUCGCGGACGAGGACGCGAUCAAGAAGGCCUUCCGCAAGAUGUCGCUGAAGCAUCACCCGGACAAGGGCGGCGACCCGGAGAAGUUCCACGAGCUCCAGCUCGCGAGCCAGUUCCUCCUCGACCCGGCCAAGAAGCGUCAGUACGACAAGGAGCUCAGCAACAUCUCGCUCGCCGCCAAGCAGCGCGACGAGCGCAAGAAUGCCAUGAACGAUGCGCGCAAGCGGGC
Molecule: messenger RNA, 269 nt
Organism: Saprolegnia parasitica CBS 223.65
Lineage: Eukaryota; Oomycota; Saprolegniomycetes; Saprolegniales; Saprolegniaceae
Exons: 1
Biological process (GO): spliceosomal complex disassembly
Cellular component (GO): spliceosomal complex
Source: RefSeq, a predicted model, not a curated record